Messenger RNA from Penicillium salamii, 2106 nucleotides. The record is from the annotation of a GenBank genome assembly. Lineage: Eukaryota; Fungi; Ascomycota; Eurotiomycetes; Eurotiales; Aspergillaceae.
AUGGCGACUGUCAAUCAGAAUAUGUUUGGCGCCACCAUUUCCGAGCAACCUGGAGGCGCCCAGUUAAUGGUGUUGCCUUUGAACCUCAUAGUCGAGAUCGUAUCACAUGUUAACGAUACAGGCGAUCUCGCCCGAUUAUGUCGCACAUGUCGUGUCUUCAAUUAUAUGGCGCUGCCGCAGCUAUAUCGCAAUCUCACCCUCACCUCCUACGACAAAAUCCGCUAUCGCGACGAACAACCAGAAGGAAUCGGGAGUGCGAGUCCCUUUACGAUGGGCCUGAACGCAAUUAUCACGCGAUCCUAUGCGUCCCUGGUUCGGUCAAUGACACUACGGGGAGAAUGGAGGGAGCAUGAGCUGGAGGAACACGCCCGAGUUGGUCGGGUGCCCGACUCCUCGAUGUUACUGAACAUCGCCGCUCGAGCUGCCGUGGACCGCAUGACAAACCUGGAAAGUUUCCACUGGGAAUUGAACACCAAGAUGCUCGACACAGUGUUCCUAGGCUUGACACAGCUGCCCAAGCUCACCUCUCUGACAAUUCGUUUUCCGUCCAGCCGUCACCCGCAGCCCACCUUUGUCAUACCGGGAAUGCCGCAUCUCAAGUGCCUCAAAAUAACGGAUAUCGAUCCGUUGUGUUACCCGGAUGAUAUUGCAACACUGCUAGUGAAGAGCAGGAAGUUGCGCGAAUUGAAAAUGCACUGGUCCCCGCGCAUGCGCAAUGCGCAGGAACCGAGCGUGUCUCUACAUGAUUACUUCCGCAAGCUGAUUUCAACUAAACAGCCGCUGACGGUCAAGAAAAUGACCUUCCAGAACCUCUAUGCGUUCCACACCGAGGACUUCAAUUUUGCUUUUGAUCCUACUACGGUAGAAGAUGUCACUUUCCUCAGUGGCGUUGAGGGCUCCAGUCUGGUCAACACGUUCGUUGAGAGCAGCUGGCCGACUGUCCCACCACACGCCCAGCUUAAAAUCAAAUCCGUUCGCAUGGAUGCGGUCUCAAAACGGAAUUCAGAGUUCAUUGGUAAUUUCCGAGGACUUGAGCGACUGUACUUCGUCAAUGUGACCUCCGAUUCAAGUGACUACCUCAAUUCACCACGACCGAAAGGCUUGGAAUCAUCAGCCCUCACGCCACCAGUCUCCGAACCCCAGGCCCUUGGUGCUGGUAGCGGGACAGCCACCAAUUCGCCCAUCACCUCUGCGUCUCCAAGCGGCCAACUCAAUAUGUCCUCAAGUAUGCGAGACAGCUAUCUUUCCCACAUCACCUUAAAUCACGGGGCCACAUUAAGACAUCUGCUCCUCCCUUCUAAAUGGCCUCUAUCCACAGCUAUGAUCGCCCGUCUCGUCCACAGCUGUCCGAAUCUGGAACAGCUCGCCCUCGCCACAGAAUUUGCGAGCAUGGAUUCGCUCAAUCUUCUGAUCCCCUUCUUGAGGAAACUGAAAGCACUCCGGCUUCUGAUCCCCUCGGUGUCCGGAUCGCGGGGUGUACCGGCAGGCACGACCGUCAAACAUUUGACCGAUCAAGGGAAAGCUUCAUUCGAAGGCAAAAUCAUGCAAGAUGAGAAUUUCAUGAACGCCAAAUCGUUCGCCGAAGUCGUGGAGAUCGACGACGACCUCCUGACAGAAUCGAUGAGCUACGAUCUUGCCAACGAGCAAGUAUACGGAAACGUCCAAGUAAUCGGCAUGGGCUGGAAAGCAUGGGAGCUGCGAGAUUUCUACAAGUCACCUCGGCCAUCUCGUGAAACCCAAUCCCCAGUUGGCCAAGUCCACGAAGUCAUUGAAAGCCCUAUAUACAGCAAUGGUGCACCAAUCUCUGCCCACAGAUCCCCAGAUCUCCAGACAACGCAAAUCCCCUCCUGGCCCAAUGCAUCACCGAGAAUCAGAGGCCCACCGUCAACAUUAGGAAAACGGACCCGGGAUAGCGAAACUCCUUUAGACUCGCCUCGGGCCCAAGAUAAAAAUGAAGACCGGGACGCAACGCCAAGACCCUAUCCCAGCUGGUACGCACAUACCUCGGCUGAUGAGGAUCUCGUCUGGAGAAGACGUAUGCGCCGCGUGGGGUGGGAGACGCUGCAGCAUUGGGAGAUUUGGGGUUUGGAUACGCAGGAUAUUUGA